Molecule: messenger RNA, 6650 nt
Organism: Procambarus clarkii (red swamp crayfish)
Lineage: Eukaryota; Metazoa; Arthropoda; Malacostraca; Decapoda; Cambaridae
Biological process (GO): iron ion transport
Cellular component (GO): recycling endosome; early endosome; plasma membrane
Source: RefSeq, a predicted model, not a curated record
UGUGAGUGUCUAGGAUGCCAGAGAGUGCCAGCUGCCGUCAGGGUCAGGGCGACUGCGCACAACUCAUUCGGUCGGCAGCCUCCGCCAGCGACGGACGCCCGCUCCAGGUCUCGGCCAGCUGCUAAUACAUUGAAUCUUGCAUUUAGGUAAUAUAGUUUGCAUUUUUGGACUCGGUUGCAGCCUAUCUGGAUGGUCCAUCCUCAGAGUGUAGAAAGCAUGGCCAUGGGAUAUGUGGUGUGGCUGUGGACAGCGGUGGUGAUUGCGGUUAUCCCCUCCGGGCAUGCUGCAUCACUUAAUCUUCCAGGACGCUUAUGUGUACCACAAAAUGUGGACUGUUCGCUCUUGAGUCGGUUAUCAGGAGGGGUGCUAACUUGUAUAAACGUGAGAGACAGGGUGGAUUGCUUAAAAAAAAUGAGGGACCAUCAGGCUGAUUUUGGCUAUUUUGAAGCUGAAGAUCUCAAUAUGGCAGCAGACUCAUUUGGUGACAAAUUUGAAACAUUACUUCAGAUUGUGACGGGCAAAGAAGUAAGAAGCGUUUACCUCCUAGUGCAUAAUUCCACAAAUCUGAAUAUCAAGAGUGUUUGUCACCCAGGAGUCAACCUCCAGCGAUACUACCCCCGCGCUUUGUACCGCCCUGUCACCAGUACCUCCGAUGAAUUCGUAACAGAUAAGAGCCAGGUGGAUGCAUUGAGCACAUCCUGGAGUAAAGCUUGCAUUCCUGGAUCCUGGUCACAGGACCCCAUUACAGAUAGGCAGCUCAAACAAGAUAAACCUCACCUGUGUGAAGCCUGUGUUCGUAAGAAUUGUGAUGCUAAGGAUCCUUAUGCUGGAUCAGGAGCCAUCCAAUGUCUUCUUGACCAUGCCGCCGAUGCUGCUUUUGUCUCUGAUGUGGACUUUCGUAAGGCUAGGCUCCAGAAUCCUGAAGUGGAAAAACUGUCACAUUUCUGUUACACGGGCAAUGCCACUUGGCAUACAAAGACAAUCUUGCCACUUGGAGACAGAGCGUCUGGUGAUGGAGAACCUUGUGACCGGGGUAAGAGGCCAUUACCAGUUCUCCUGUCUCCUUCCUGUGAAGACAUCCAGUGUAUAAGCCGCAGAAACAUUUGGGUGAAGGCGCUGAGCACACAGGCUAAAACUGUGAUAGAGGUUUUGGGUCUACCUCAAGGCACUCAGUUCAAAACUGUGAGGGAAAAAAUAUCACCAUCUAGAGCCAUCAAGAUGGCUGGGUACAAGCUUAAUCUGACACAACCAAAGAAUCCAGUUCGUUUCUGCGUGCAUAAUGAAGCCGAGCGUGAAAAGUGUGAGGACCUGAAGAUGGCAGCAAGAGCAUAUGGUGUUGAUGCAGGUGUGGGAGUGGACUGCUUCCUGGACCCCACAGAGCACCAUUGUUACCCUGACAUAUACUUCGGUAAUGCUGAUGUUAUAUCACUAGAUGGUGGAGAUGUCCACCAAGUAACACAAGAUUUUGGUUUUGAGCGAGUGCUAAGUGAAGUGUAUGAUACGGGUGCUGUAUCACCAACUUCCUCAUAUUAUGCUGUUGCAGUUGUGAGAGCAGAUUCCAACAUCACAGCAUUUAGUCAGCUGCAGGGUCGCAAAUCAUGCCACACAGGGAUUGGCAAAACGGCAGGAUGGAAGCUACCAUUAGCUACUCUUCUGCACUUAGGAUUGAUUGAUCCACUGCAUUGUAACUAUGUUAGUGCUGCUGCAGAGUUCUUCAGUGGUGGCUCCUGUGCUCCUGGUGCUAAACAUCCUUCAUAUAACAAACAGAACAACUAUGUGGACCGCCUGUGUAGCCUUUGUAUUGGGGCAGGGGAGAAUCAAUGUGCCAGGACCAGUGAUGAACCCUUUUACUCCUACUCUGGUGCAUUCAGAUGUCUGGUGCAGGGUGGAGGUGAUGUGGCCUUUGUCAAGCACUCCACUGUCCCAGACAAUACUGAUGGUUCCUCUUCAGCAGACUGGACAAUAGGGCUGCAGUCUGAUAGGUAUAAACUGCUGUGUCCUUCUGGUGGCACUGCAGCCAUCAGUGAAUUUAGAACAUGCAACCUUGCUUUAGUUCCUGCCCAUGAGGUAGUUAUGUCGGGUCGGUCAUCACCGGAGCGAUUUAGUCAGGUGCGGCAAGUGUUACUUGGAAUAUCAGAAGUGUUUAAAGGAAGUUCUCCAGGAAGUAAGACAUUCCAGCUUUAUGGAUCAUACCAUGGCAAAUCAGACUUGCUGUUUAAAGACUCGGCUGUAGGACUGAAGGCUUUAAGUGACGACACCCCAGAGGAGAGAGAAAGAAAGAACGACUACUUUAAAAAACUUGGCGAGCUUCACAGUUGUGAAAUUCGUGUGUGUGCCCUCGAGGAGCAAAUGGCAGACUGUGAAGCCAUGGCUGAUACAGUCAGUGAAUUGGGCCAACAGUUUGUCUGUGUCAGUGCCAGAGACAGGUUCGACUGUGUUCGACGCAUGAUGAGAGGGCAGAUAGACAUGACCCCAUUGCCUGGAAGUUACCUUAACAUUGACCCUAACCUGCGGAUCAUUGCCAUGGCCCGUGAUCCUAGCUACUCCAUUGAGGAAUACCGCUAUAAAGCUGUGAUGGUUGUACGGCGAGCCACAGUCAGCCAGAUACGUGACCUUCGUGGUAAGAAGGCAUGCCACACUGGCUAUGGAAGGACCACUGGUUGGCAGAUCCCUGUGGCACUGCUAAAACGACAAGGUGUCAUACAACCACCCUGCAACCCCAACCAGUCCACACUGGAGCAUGAGAUUGUAGCUGUGGCCACUGCCUUCAACAGGGCCUGUGUUCCUGGUGAAUGGGCAACAUCUAAAUCUGUGGAUGCAUCACUAAAGCAACGCUACGAAGCCAUGUGUUCAUUAUGCAAAAGUGGAACCUGUGAUGGUAAUGAUGACUAUGCUGGAUAUGAAGGAGCUUUGCAGUGUCUCACACAGAAUGGGGGAGAUGUUGCUUUUAGCAAGCUCAAUAUUGUUCAACAAUUCUUUCAGGGCAAUAGAGCAGUGAACACUAGCAGCUAUGGUCUCCUGUGUGAGGAUGGUCGCAUUGUUGACAUACACUCUUCAAAUGCCAGUGACUGCUUCUGGGCUGCCCGACCCUGGGACACGUAUGUCACACAUGGUGCAGCCAGUGAUGCAAAGGUUCAAAGAUUGUUUUGGGCAUUGAUCCAGACAAAGAGAAAAGGAGAAGAAGAUUUAUCAGUUAACAAUUGGUAUUUUACUACCCUUGGGAUCCAAGAUUCUUUUAUUGAUAUUCUACCUGUAAUGGAUAAUGUGCAAACUGGAAAUUACUAUGCAAAAACUCGCAUGGACAUUGUAAAAUCUGAGGAGAUGUGUGCUGCAGAGGAUGCUGUGAGAUUCUGUGUUACCACUGAUGAUGAACAUAAGAAAUGUGAUGAUUUGAGUAAAAUGUUGAAACUGAGAGGAGUGACCCCUGAUCUCCAAUGUGUCAAGGGAUUAGAUACCAGUCACUGUCUCAAUAUGAUUAGUCUGAACACAGCUGAUGUAGUCACUCUAAAUUACUCCCAAAACUAUGAAGUACAUCAGUUACAUCAACAUUUUGGCAUUGCAGCUUUGCUGUCAGAGAGCUAUGCCUCGGCAGAGUCUAACUCAUACUACCUGGUGGCAGUCAUCAAGAAGGGCUCAGGCAUUAAUACUGUUAGAGAUCUGACUGGGAGGACAACAUGUGGCACAUUAAACAAUUCAUCAGAUGGUCUUGGUAGCCUGAUAAACUGUCUCGGUGCUACUAGUGACCCCUUCCUCACAUAUGCAGAUGCAUUCAGUUGUCUUGUGGGGUCUAAUAAAGAUGUAGCAUUUGUUAAGCAUGCUAUUAAUAGUGAGAGUGAUAUAAAUGGGGAGAUGAAUACGCAACUUAUGGAUCCUCAGAACUUCCAACUUCUGUGUGCAAAUGGGGCUUUUCCUGUCACCAGUUAUAAUGUCAAAGAAUGUAACCUAGGAAGAAUACCAGCUAACGUGGUUGUAACUCGCGAGUCUGAAUCAGGAAUGAGGAUGGAGAACAUGCGUCAUCUUCUUCUAAAAGCAGCGGAAUACUUUGGGAAACCAGAUUCAUUCUUUAGGCUCUUUUAUAAUUAUUUUUCAAAACAUAAUUUACUAUUUAGGGAUGAUACAAGGGCACUGAUACCAGUCAGUGAAGAUACAUACACCAGGUUCCUUUUUGAUAUGUGGGCGCAGGCAUGCGGCUUGCAUGAACGUCACCUCAAAUCGGAGGUAGGCAUAAACUUGUAUGAACAUCACCAGAUUUUAACAAACUUUCAGUGAAGAAAAGAGUCAUCCAGCGUUUGCUUUUAAGUGGUUUACUGGUUGACCCAAAUUAUGAAUGAUAUACUACUGUGGAAGAUGUAGAACAGUUGCUUUCCAGUGUAUGGCUGUUCUUGACCGACAUUUAUCCAUCAUCAUCAUACAUUGUCAUAUUCAUUUAUUGUUCAUUUUUUUUCUAUGUGCCUUAUAAUUAUCUCAAUAGGCUCCUUUACGUAUUGUAAUUAAAAUAAAUGUUGUAUUUACCACACAUGUAUAUUUCUUUUAGUAUUCAAGUAGCUGCUAUUUCAUUGUACAGUAUUGGUUGAACCACGUUAUACAUUCUCGACUCGUAAUCUCGGAUCCCAUGUUCAAUCCUAGGAGAACAGAUAUGGUUGGGCUAGUUUCCUUUCACCCAUUGCCUCUGUUCAUCAGAAGUUAAGGGGUGGACCAACUCCACUGAAGACUGAGGGAGAUGACUCAAAGCCCACAAAUUGUGGGACCAAAAGCUGGCAAAGUGUGCUAGUUGCUCCCCUACAGUGCCAUCAAAGGGACAAACUGCAAAAGGACUGGCAUGAAGAACCAAGAGUGGUGCCAUCCAUAAUGGCAAUGAUAAGCAAACAAAGCAACCAUAGAAAGAAGUGCAAGGGCCCGAGAAUCUAAGUCUGUCAAGGACCUACCCCCACCCAACACCAGGUGAGGUUUCAACUCUACUGGACUACCUCCAAAAAGCAGGGGACAGAAAGAUCCUCAGACUGAGUAACAAAAUAGGGGGCAAACAAUGAUUGGGCUGAAUCGUCUGGGCCAAGUGAAAUGGUGUUACUGCCUCCAGAGGGAGUGAGUGAGUAACUUGGGUAAGGUCACCAAAGCCAGCACUGCAGACAUGGUUUCCACACCCGAGACUGAAGUCAGCAAAUUCAUGCCUUUACAAAACUUUUUGACAAAAGGCUACACGAUUACCCAAAAACACAAGAUGGCUGCCAACUGGGUAUGAUCCAUGUGAUCUUCCAGUGACAGCUCCAAAGUGAACAUGGAGCCAUCACUUGUCCAUGUCUUCAAUAGAGCCAAAUCUGAAUGCCAAAUUUAUUCAUGUCGGUAUAUCACAAGUAAUGUGCUUGGCCUCUUACCGUGGAAUAUUUACUUCAAUGAUGAUCUACUCAUUCUUGAAACUAGCCUAUGCUGAUGACUGCACUCUAACUUUGCAAUAUACAAAAGGGGAAAUGCCAUUUGCUGCAAGCUUCAUUAAUGAUAACUUGCAGCAAUUUCUUCUUGCAGUAGGUGAUGACAGGUUACAUUUGCAGCAGAAUAAAACACACAAGAGAGAUAGAUAUUUAUUUUAACACAUAUAUGUUCAUACUAUACUUAAAAAAAUAUCUCAUAUUUAUUCUAAUAUUCACAUAAGCUAUAUGGCAUCAGAUAAAAUGAGCACCAAUACACAAGCAAUUAUUCAUAGCAGAAAUUCUCCACUUCUCAAGACCAGAUGUACAGUUCUUCUCAUGAAUUGUCAUACAGUACACACAUUUGCUCCCUCCUUAAAAAACCUUCUGUUACAUAAAUUAUGUGUAACCGUAUCACACAUAAAUUAUGUGUGAUACGGUUACAUAAACCAUAUCACACAUAAUACGGUUUCUGUCCGCCAAUCUUUCCGGUCUUCCUCUCCUCAGUGACAUUGAGAAUAAACAAAAAUGAAUUUGCUACAAGUCAGCCUUAUGCAACCCCGGCUGGGUGCCUCCUUCAUGAACUCUCCUAAAUUAAUGAUAUAGUGAAAUUUUAUCACAAAGUAAGUUACUUAGAAAUUUUAAUUUCAUUUUAUCCGGAAUAGCAUCAGUAAUAGAAGAACAAAUUUAAUUUCAGAAUUUUUGUCUUGCACACACCAAGGUUUUCAUAUUAAUUACUUGUGCACUUGAGGGGUUAAGUGGCCACCGGUUGUAGCCAAUAUAAAACCAAGCCAAAAAUGUUUCCCAUUGCCUAUUUUGGUGAUGGGAGGGUGGGGGGGGGAUCACUGGGAUAGGUCACAUUUGAUGAUAUGCAAUUUGUUACUGGUAGAAGCUAACAAUUGAACUCGUAGAAGCUAACAAUUUAUCUCUCAAAACAAAGACAUUUUUCUACUAAUAUACUCUAUUAUGGGAUGCAUAGACUUCUCUAUACCAAUUGGUGUAUUAACCGAGUCUGCAAAUAUAAUGAUUCUUACUGAAUAUGUUGAAGAUUUUCAGCACAAAAAGAAAUAGCAUGUACAGUAAGUAGUUCUUUUGUGAAUUGUACUUCCAUCAUCUUGCAGGCAUCUUCUCCACAGACAUUCGCAAAUCCUACCACUUUCGAUAAUUUUAAUUAUGUACAUUAAUACCAGAACAUGCGCACAAAUUCUGUAUAUUGCUUUUUGUUGUAAUAAAUUCUAAACUCUUUCA